Molecule: messenger RNA, 1251 nt
Organism: Acanthisitta chloris (rifleman)
Lineage: Eukaryota; Metazoa; Chordata; Aves; Passeriformes; Acanthisittidae
Gene: ISLR
Product: immunoglobulin superfamily containing leucine-rich repeat
Exons: 1
Coding region: 1-1251 (416 amino acids)
Molecular function (GO): protein binding
Source: RefSeq, a predicted model, not a curated record
AUGAGGCCCCUGCUCUUCUGUCUGGGACUUGCUGUGUUCCUGGGCUCCUGCCUGGCCUGUCCCAGCCCCUGCUCCUGCUCCACCAAGAAGAAUGGGCGGCUCUUGGCUGAGUGUGCCUACAAGGAUCUCCAGGAGGUACCUGAGGGGUUGUCCUUCAAUGUGACCAUCCUCACCUUGUCAGCCAACAGGAUCACCUGGUUGGGGCAGAGCUCCUUCGCUGAGGUUCCCGAGGUGCAGUCACUGUGGCUGGGCUACAACCAGAUCGGGGUGGUGGAACCAGGGGCUUUCUCCUUGUUGGUGCACCUGAAGAACCUAGACCUGAGCCACAACAAGAUCAUGGAUUUCCCCUGGCAGGACCUCCGUAACCUCAGUGAGCUGCAGAUCCUGAAGAUGAACAACAACCGCCUGGCCGGGCUGUCCCGGGACGCCUUCCAUUCCCUGAAGGACCUGCGCUCCCUCUGGCUCAACGACAAUGAGCUGACCACCUUGGCUGAGGGCACCUUUGACAACCUGCCCUCCCUGUCCCAGCUACAGAUCUUCAACAACCCCUUCAACUGCUCCUGCAAGGUCUUCUGGCUGAAGAAGUGGACUGAGAGCACCUCUGUCUCCAUCACCAAGGGUGGGUCUACACUGUGUGUGGCCCCUGCCAGGCUGAAGGGGAGGGCAGUGACAGACAUCCCCGACCACCACUGUGUUGCCCCCUCCGUGCAGCUCACCUACCUGUCCAACUUGGACAAUACAGUGAUGUAUGAUGGGCUGACUCUGAGCCUGCACUGCAGUGUGGCUGGUAGUCCUCCACCAGAGAUCCGCUGGAAGAUCCAGACCUCCAGCCGCCGCGUGGAGAUCAACGGCCCCAAUGUGGCACGGGAUGGAAACGUCAAGCAGAGCCAAGAGCACUUCUUGGUCUUCAAGAAUGGCACCAUGGCCAUCCCCAACUUCAGCAAGGAAGAUGAAGGCACCUACACCUGUCUCGCUGUCAACGAUGUGGGCAUGAGGGAUGUCUCAGUCAACGUGGCCUUGGCGGGGUCGGAGAAUCCAGCAGAAGACCUGCUGCGGGAUGACCCCCAUGCUGGUCACCUCGGGGGGAGAAGCUGCUACAAAGGGGAUGAGAUGGACCCCUCGGGUGUGGGAGAAAAGCUGGUGAUUGUUUACCACAUGCCGAGGGAGUCGAAGAGCAGGGCUGGAGGAGCUAUGGCCCAGGGCCACCUGGGGACCCUCCUGCUGGCUUUGGGCAUUGUGCUCUGCUGUUAA